Ixodes scapularis (black-legged tick) is the source of this 705-nucleotide messenger RNA. Its product is annotated as venom metalloproteinase antarease-like TtrivMP_A. The transcript has 8 exons. NCBI's taxonomy places the organism in Eukaryota, Metazoa, Arthropoda, Arachnida, Ixodida, Ixodidae. The coding region runs from base 1 to 705 and encodes 234 amino acids. The record is from RefSeq and is a predicted model, not a curated record.
AUGUGUACCCGUUUGUGCGUUUUUGUUUUUGCGUCUUUCGGUCAUGUUCUUCAUUGCAAGCAACUACAUCCACCCGAACCAACCCUCGUGUAUCCUGUGUUUCUCGAAGGCCGACGAUUGUCCGGAAGUCGCAUCCUUAAGAUCAACGAGGACAUUACGCUGAACUUGAAGAAAAGUUCUGCCCUAGUCGACGAGUUCCUAGUGAGGAGCUACGUUGACGGCAUUCGCAAGCACACAUGUCUGGAUGGGUCUUAUCUAGAAGAGGACCUGUUCCACGAUAAAGAUGCAAUGGCGUCCGUCACCGUAUCAAAUGAAGAAGGGAUACAAGUGGAAGGAAUGAUUGGAAAUAAGUUAAGAGUAAUGCCGGCGCUUGCGCAGAAACGGUCAUCAGAUGGCCGCGUUGCCCAUUGGCUUCAUGAGAUCCCCGACUCAUACGAAGGCCUUCAUAAUGACUGCGUAAUGCCUGAAAGACGUGAUCACAACAUUACAGAACAAGCAAAGAAAAAAGAUGCCAAGAAGGCAAAAAUAGGAUACCCCGAAUUAUUUUUAUUGGUUGACAAAGUAUUCUCAAAGGACUUCGUGAACGAUGAGGAAAUGAUAAAAUAUCUGUGUCGCACAUUGAACGCGGUGAAUUUAAGAUACUUGAGCGUUGAUAACCCCAAAGUGAAGUUUAAAUUUAUGGGAAGAGAGACACUUUCGAUCUGA